GUCACCACAGUCUUGUCAAAAUCAUCAGCAAAAAUCAGAUCAAGCAUUUCACUAGACGCAUUAUGUAUUUGGUUAAUUUUCUGUAAUUCUAGGAAGUACAUGAUGUACAGUUGGAUUUACAUUGGAAAGUACCAAUGUGUCAUCCUCAUAUAACCAUCUGAUAUGUGGUAGAUUAAAAUCUUCAUAAUUCAAGAAUUUGUGGUUAGAGAACGAACGCACGGUAGGUUAGUCUUGAGAGCGUCGAGCCGUACCCAUACAUCUUCAAAUUCCUUGAAAAUUGGCGUUGAAAUCAGGGAGGAUCUCAAAACGUUACUUGCAGCUACAAUUACUCCACCAUCCUUGUAUAAAAAUAAUAAAAUUUUCCUUGGUGAAAGUUUUCGACGAUGCUGCACACAGUUCAACCCCUUGUUCAAAAUUUAGGCGAUUCUUUCGUUGGUUAUUGAUAUCAGUUUGCUGAGUUAAUGAGACCGUGCAAACCCGGGAUAUUUUUGUCCCCGAUUAUCAAUAAUUGACGGUACUCUUGUGGGAUGUAAUUGAAUUCGCAUGGCUUUGAUAACUUUUCCAUUAGAUGUUGAUAGAGAUGUCUCAUUUACCAAAAUUUUUUCAAAAGGGUGGAUUUAUCUCUAAGACUACCCGGUCCAUUCUUAAGGUUUUCUUGAAGCUUGCACUCAUAGCUUCGUAAUCCUCGAUUUCAUAGGAUUGCGUACUUAAAAAUAGUUUCAAGCUCUCUAUUACUGAACCAUCAUCGUCGUUUUGUGGAGUUUGCUGUUUUACCAUUACUUGACUCUGCAAUUUAAUGAUGAUAUUAUUCAAUUCAUUGAUAGUUUUAUUUUCAAGUUCAAUCUAAGCUAGGUACACAUUAUCCGCCUCAACAGCCUUAUUCUCAAAAACACAUGAAUUUCUCUUAAGUCUUUUAAGGUGUGCAUCUUUUUGCUCUAGUUCUGUUCUAAGAUCGUCAAUAAUGUUCUUUAGACAUGUAUUAGAAUUGUUGCCUUCUCUGCACAAUCCAUAGUUCCGAUCGACAGUUUUAUAUUUUUUAGUCCUCUUAAGACAUUUAGGAUGAAAUAUGUUGUUGCAUAAUAUGCAGCACCAGUUAGUCUGAGGUUUUUCCUUACAAUACCCGAAGCUGGUUGCCAUGAUAAAAUUUAUCCAUCUUUAUUAUCUAUCCAUAUUGAUAGUGAAUUACUAUUACAUUAUAUUACCUAAGCAAUAAAUUUGAAAAAGUUCCCAGAUGUCACGUUAAUUUAAAAUCGAUAGUGGAACCAAUAUCCUUUCAUUUCUCCUUUACCGGUAGGUAUUGCCACUUACUUAAACGGCCGCAACAUUCAGAAUCUGUUUUUUCCUACAACACUUCCUAUCUGGUGCAGUUUUAUAAUAAAAAUAUUUUAUAAAAGGCACCAGCUGUAAUAGGAUUUAAUUGUGCGUGUUUAAGCAUUAACGAUGCUUCGAGUGUUUCUUUUACUUGUGUUCACUAAAUACAUCAGUGCUAAAGAUUUUGUGAUAUUUCGACCCGGAGAGUUUUUCGAUCCGUUCAACGAAGAAUCAACUAAUCAGAAUGUUCACAGAGUGCCUCAGCCCAAUCUCAUUUUCGGCGAGCCAAAUACCGUUUUCAGUCAACCAUUUCGGCAAAUAUCCGGAUACCCCAGAGCUAUUGGACUGAAAAGUGGCAACAAGGAACAGUUUAAUGCACAAAUAUGGCAACCGAAUACGUUUUUUGGUAAUUUCAAUCAACCACCACCCAAACAAAACCACAUCCAAGCAGCAAAUGCCGCUCCACAAGCCAGUUUUUUGAAAAGUGUGUCUACUGAACCGAGUUCUGCAAGUAAUAGAGUCCAACGACCAGUUGGUUUUACUGUAGGUGAAAAAAGAGUAGCAGAUGGUGUUUCACAAAUCACAUCAAACCAAGCAGCAGCCAGUUUUUUGAAAAGUACAUCUAAUUCUCCAUCCAGUAAUAUAGUUGGACAGGCUAGUGAAGUUGAAUCGCAAUCACAUCCUAGCUCACAUGAUGCAUCAAAAUCUGCUGGUAAAGGCCAAAAACACGUCUCCGAUCAUCACAAAUCUCACGGUGAAAAAGAAGAAGAAACCUACAAAUCGAACCAUCACAAAAGCGUUGGCGAUCACGAAAAACACGAAGAUCAUCACAAAGAAAACCACCACAAGGAAAAAGGUGGCAACAUUCAAAAACACCACGACGAAGCUGAACAUUACAAAAAACAUCAUGAAGGAAAAAAAUCACACAAGGCAGCAAAAUUUGGCGAGAAAAAAGGGCACAAACGAGGCCACAAAACUAAAGGUUACCACAACAAAUUCCACAGGGACGAAUAUCACAGAGAGCACAGAUUCUACGACGAUGCCCACAAAGAAGGGUACCAUGAAAAACAUGGAGAUGCUCACUCACACUACAAGAAAAAAGAAGGCGGACAUAAGAAAGGUAGCAGUCAUAAAUCUGGCAAAAGUGGAAGGAAAUAUGGGAAUAAAGGGCGUUCCAAAAAAGGGAAACACGUGGACGAGAACAAAGGAUUCAGCAGGGAAGGUGGGAAAAAGAAAUAUCAAAAACAUCAUAGGGAUUACGCUAAAAAACAUGGUAGCAUUAAAGGGAAAGAAUAUGGAUAUGAUAACAAAAAUUAGUAAAUAUUUGUAUGUAUUAAGAAAAAUUAAUUACCUAGUCAUGAAAGUAGCUACCUGAAUUUUGUUUUGUAUGCAUGUUUGAUAACUCUCCAUCCAACCUUAUUGAAAUCGUAAAGAGUUUUCUCAAAGUCUUGGUUUCAUCAGAUCGAAACUUCAAGAUAAUCUAGUUUUAGUAAAACGGUCUGAAGUUAACAAGUACAAUACAUCAUUAGGUCAAUAUACACGGUUGCCAAUUUUUUAAACUGACCAUAAACCAAUAAUAUGUUGAAUAAAAUAAAAUACUAGUUGUGAAAUAUUUCAAUUAUAUUUAAUGCCAUAAUCUUUUUGUACUUUGCAAUUUUCCAUACUUAGGUGAAUAAAAUUGUAUUUAUUAUAAAACUAGAUUGUUUUUUUCUUUUUCCUUAUUAAAACCGCUUAAUUUGUUUAACAUUACCAAGGAAGUAUGCCAACUAACCGCAACAGUUUUGGGAUUCUAUUACGUUAUGGUAAUUUUGCUAUAAGAAAUUAUUUAGCUUAUGGUGUAAUAAUGUAGGUUUUUUUGAUUUAUUAUAAAAUGUUCCGGUUUGGUUUCAGCUUUAUUUGAAUUAAUUGAACGUUGGACUACAAUUCAAUUUAUUUUUCCUAUAUUUUUUUUUUCAAUUUUCAAUCUCCAUAUUGCAUCAAGUAUAUUUGUCUUUAGAUUUUUCUAGACUAAAUAAGCUCUUUCUUGUCUGUAUUUUCUUCUUAAGUUCGUUAUACUGUGGUGCGCAGUCGCAAAAGGUUUGAACUCCUUCAUGAGGCCAUGGGGGGUUGAAUACAGGCUCCAAAUUAUGGUCCAGAUAUGAACAGUAAGGAAUUUCGGCUACUUUUUGCAUGCCAAGGCGUUCACAGAUUUUAGCUCUGAAAUAUUUUGUAUAUGAAACCAAAAAUUAAAACUGUUUUAGCAUUACGUAUGGACACUGGUAGCAUCGCAUCUAAGUACAGGAAAACCAGAGUCGGCUCCCAAAGUUUUGGAUUCUUGCAUCAGCCUAAAGGCCAAGCCUUUUUUACGAUGCUGUCUUUUUACAAAUAAAUAAGCCAUCUACAAAAAAUAA
Messenger RNA from Ceutorhynchus assimilis (cabbage seed weevil), 3701 nucleotides. The record is from the annotation of a GenBank genome assembly. Lineage: Eukaryota; Metazoa; Arthropoda; Insecta; Coleoptera; Curculionidae.